AUAUGCAUCAUGAGUCUUGUACUAAGAGCUAACAUAGUUGUACCUUGUACACUUAAAGUGACUGUUGUGACUAGAAAUUCCCAGUGUACUUGGCGCAUUUUCUAAUUAUGUCCGUUUCUCUGUCUUUUUUCUCUCCUUUCUCUCCAUUAUUGCUGCCCAGUGUAACCUUUGAGCAAUUUCCUCUCUUUUUGUUGUUUCCUCUGUUUUCAUUCAUCCACUCAAUGGCCUUUGAGUUUCCUUUCAUAAGCAUCUCAGUUUUUCUGGGAAGAUUUUAUACCCCUUUUGUUUGUGUACUCUAUCCAAAGUUCCAAUCAAAGGAAAUUCACUGGUUUUUAGUGGGUUUUAUGUGUUUUUAUUGUUUGGUUUAUGGGGUCUCCCGAUGGAACAUAAUACAAGCUGAAAGGUGGUUUGAUAUUCUAAUCUAAGUGAAGAUGGCCAUGUCACUCGAGGACCUCCUUGCAAAGGAAGGAUUUAAUAGGAGGAUGUCAAAAACAGUGCCUAGAGCUUCAAAGGCAAGAAGUGGACCUAUUUAUCCACUUCAAGAACCUCAUAAACCUGUGUCUUCAUCAGGCACAAGAAAAAUCUAGAGACAAAAUUUGCUAUCCCGUGGCAUGACUUGAAAGAUAAGACCCCAAGUGUCAAUUUUGCAGACAGGAGGCAAAAGAAGGAAAGUAAGCACAGGAUGGGCUCGUGCGAUCUAUCAUCGGAUGUUAAGAGAAUAAGCAUUAGUUCUUUUGAUGAAUUGCUCGCUGCUGAUGCUUCUCAAAGCAAUGAGAUAGUUGAGGUUGGAGAGCAAAGUGGUUCGAGAUACAAUCAUAUAUACUCGGAUCAAACUUACAGAAAUGGGAGUGGUGAAGGCAGGUCUUCUAGCAGAAGUGAGGAAGCAGAAGGAAAGCGACAAUCCUUCGGAAAAGAUACAAAAGCAACAACAAAAUGUCUCAAUAAUUCUGGUAAACUUCUUUCAGGACAUCCAAGCUUUAGAGAUGAUUAUCAGAAACAUAUUGAACAGCCUGAGACCUCCUACAGCACAUCAACCAGAAGUUCGUUAACCAACAAAAGUUAUGGUGCAGCUGGAAGCCUAAGGAAAGCCGAGAUUGAGCGCACUGCGGCUGUUCCUGCUCUUGAUGAAGUUGUUGUUCACGCUGUAAUCUCUAUCUUGACUGGAUAUAUAAAACGUUUUCUCAUAGAUGGAGAUUUUAGGACAUCACUUUGUCACAAUAUUUUUGCGUCCCUAUAUUUUGUUGGAUUAGAAGAAGGCCUAAAUACUGAAAGCAAGGUCCUAGCUACUCUUGAACAAGCUAUAGGAACAGUUCAAAGAGCUGCAGAGGAUUGCGCGAAUGAAAAAGAGCUUAAGAAAACCUCACUUCAGCUUAGUGUAAUAACGGGGUUGAACUCAAACGAUUUACGAGAUGGGUUUACAUCUGGUAUUCCUAAUUUUAAAUUGGCAGCUUGUGCUCAUCUGUAUCUCAGUGUCAUAUAUAAGAUACAGAAGAAGGAUCGUAUAGCUGCAAAGCACUUACUGCAAGUUUUCUGUGAUUCACCUUUUUAGGUUUGUUGCCAGGAUUUGUGGGAUCACAUUUUUCUUCCUCAUCUUUCACAUUUGAAGGUCUGGUAUGAUUCAGAAGCUAAUUUUCUUGGUGAUCUAUAUCAUAAGUCAAGGAAGCUGAAGUUUCUUGAAAAAAUGUACUAUGAAAAUCUGGACAAAGGCGCUUUUCAGUUUGCACUUUACUACAAGGAAUGGCUAACUGAAGGGGCUGAGAUUCCGUUAUUUCCUUCUAUUGAAAUUCCUUCUGUAUCUGUUCAGUGUGAAGGUUCCUUUAGCAACUCUUACCACUUAAAUAGUACAUUUGGCGGUUUCUCACCUCAGCCAGUUGUCAGCAAAAAGUUGUAUGAUGAAGUAUUCCGUCAUUCACAUAAGCUAGAAAAUGAGUCAGAGGAGCACCGGAAAGAAAGCUAUGAAAUUAGUGUGAGGAGGCCUUCUAGUUUUGCUGCCGAAAACCUGGUAGUGCCAUACUCUGCGGAAGUGAUUUAGUGUAUAGAUCAAGAUGUUGAGCCUUGUGCUACAGUUGAUUCAGUAAGUGUGGAAUACAUAACUUUAGUGAAUUAUAUACAUGUUUUUCCAAAAUAAAGUUGGAAUACAGAAGGAGACCGAGGAGUCUAUCCUCCGUGCUCCUCCUCCUCUACUUCUA
Molecule: messenger RNA, 2189 nt
Organism: Nicotiana attenuata
Lineage: Eukaryota; Viridiplantae; Streptophyta; Magnoliopsida; Solanales; Solanaceae
Exons: 2
Coding region: 683-1549 (288 amino acids)
Source: RefSeq, a predicted model, not a curated record